AUGACGCAAGAGUGCAUGGUCAACACACACCUACCUAAAGCGCCUACGUUCCGCUUGCAACCAAUACAUGCACAACCUAACUUGCACGAGAUUCAACAACCGAAACUACUGGUAGUCCCGAGGGGACGGCAUCCUCAAACAAAAAAGAAAGAGUUAGCAGUACUGAACAAGCGAGUCAUCGAACGAAGGACGGAGUGGAGGAUGGAGGCGGAUCGGUUGGAACGCGGGCUAGCCGGCCGGGAGGUUCGAUUCCUCCCCGAUUCCUAUUUACUCGAUCCAUUGUUCCCUUGUUCGUGCUUAAGGUUGAAUGAUACAAGCAGGAAGCAAACAACAGGAAGAACCAGAGCGGGUGUAGAUGCUCGGGAAGGAACGGGAGCUGAAGCAACAGGAAUUGGUCAACGAGUAGGAAGACUUGGAAAUUAUUUGGAAAAAGUUACGGAUGCUCGUAAUAGAGAUUCUGAUCUUCGUUAUCGGGAGUAA
This is a messenger RNA of Sphenostylis stenocarpa, 480 nucleotides long. The record is from the annotation of a GenBank genome assembly. NCBI's taxonomy places the organism in Eukaryota, Viridiplantae, Streptophyta, Magnoliopsida, Fabales, Fabaceae.